Molecule: messenger RNA, 1341 nt
Organism: Mus caroli (Ryukyu mouse)
Lineage: Eukaryota; Metazoa; Chordata; Mammalia; Rodentia; Muridae
Gene: Yipf1
Product: Yip1 domain family member 1
Biological process (GO): vesicle-mediated transport
Cellular component (GO): Golgi apparatus; membrane
Molecular function (GO): small GTPase binding
Source: RefSeq, a predicted model, not a curated record
GCGGAGAAAUCCUACACCCUCCCCCGGAUCUCCGGCUUCCGGGAUUGGACUGACCGGCUACCAGUGCAGAGCAUCCCAGGCCCCAGCCUUUCCUGUACAGUUGGACCCUCUUCCUGAAAGACCCCGGAACGUUUUCUACCUUACCCUUGGGAGAAGAGCCUCUGGCUGAAUGGCAGCUGUGGAUGACUUACAGUUUGAAGAAUUUGGCGAUGGAGCCACACUGUUAGCAGCAAACCCAGAUGCUACCACGAUAAACAUCGAGGACCCCAGUGUAUCUUUUGGCCACCAACCCAGACCCCCCGGGAGCAUGGGGCGAGAAGAGGAUGAAGAGCUGCUGGGGAACAACGACUCUGAUGAGACCGAGUUACUUGCCGGUCAGAAGAAGAGCUCCCCCUUCUGGACAUUCGAGUACUAUCAGACAUUCUUUGAUGUGGACACUUACCAGGUCUUUGACAGAAUAAAAGGGUCCCUGCUGCCGGUUCCUGGAAAGAACUUUGUGAGGCUGUACAUCCGCAGCAAUCCAGAUCUCUAUGGUCCCUUUUGGAUUUGUGCCACGUUGGUCUUUGCCAUAGCAAUCAGUGGGAACCUUUCUAACUUCCUAAUCCAUCUGGGAGAGAAGACAUACCAUUAUGUGCCCGAAUUCCAGAAAGUGUCUAUCGCAGCGACUGUCAUCUAUGCCUAUGCCUGGCUGGUCCCUCUGGCCCUCUGGGGCUUCCUCCUGUGGAGAAACAGCAAAGUGAUGAGCAUGGUGUCCUACUCCUUUCUGGAGAUCGUGUGCGUCUACGGCUACUCGCUGUUCAUCUACAUCCCCACAGCUGUCCUGUGGAUCAUUCCCCAGAGGGUUGUUCGUUGGGUCCUUGUCAUGAUUGCCCUGGGCGUCUCAGGCUCUGUGUUGGCGAUGACAUUUUGGCCAGCUGUUCGUGAGGAUAGCCGGCGUGUCGCCUUGGCCACCAUUGUGACAAUCGUGUUGCUUCAUGUGCUGCUCUCUGUGGGCUGCUUGGCUUACUUCUUUGAUGCUCCAGAGAUGGACCACCUCCCAGCAGCUAUCACCGCUCCCAACCAGACAGUAGCAGCGGCCAAAUCCAGCUAAUGGGGAAAGCAGGUGGUGGCUUUUCAUCUCAAGGGCUCUCUAACGGAUGGGGAGUUAUGGCUCUUCUGGACACAGCAUCCACUACUGGAAUGCAGAAUGGCCAGCAUCAGCAGGAAACAGAUUGUCCUGGCACAGAAACCCCAUCACCCAUUUAUCAGGAAUGAAGUGUUGGUCUGGGGGUAUCAGGCACGUGAUAGAACACUUGCCUCGCAUGUGUGGGGCCCUGAAAGUAAAGGGCCGUGAUGAUGCUU